Zea mays is the source of this 747-nucleotide messenger RNA. Its product is annotated as G patch domain-containing protein 11. The transcript is spliced from 7 exons. The record is from RefSeq and is a predicted model, not a curated record. The coding region runs from base 1 to 747 and encodes 248 amino acids. Gene Ontology annotation, cellular component: kinetochore. NCBI's taxonomy places the organism in Eukaryota, Viridiplantae, Streptophyta, Magnoliopsida, Poales, Poaceae.
AUGGCCGAGCUCCAAGACGACCACCGCCCCGAGGGGUACGAUCCCGACUCCCGCGCCGGCGCCGGCGCCGAACCGGUCGGCAUCGAGAUCCGCCGCUCGCGGGCGGGGUUCGGGGCGGAGGAGCCUGUGUUGGCUCCGACGCUGGUGCUGGCACCGGUGGAGAAGCCUCGGAAGGUGUCGGAGCGGGAGCGUAGGCAGCAGGAGGAGAUGGCAGUAGAGCUAAGGGAACGAAAGAGCACGCAGUGGAAGGGCCGGAGGGUGGUGUGGGACUACCGCAAGGCCGAGAGGGCACUCGCGCAGCUGGAGAACCGGGAGGUGGAGCCACAGGCACCGGAGGGGGAGGAGAAGGAGAAAGGGGCAGAGGAGGAAGAGGAUGUGAUCACUGAAGAGGAUUUGCAGAACAUACUGUCUAAGUUGCGUGAUCAGUACCAGUAUUGCCUUUAUUGUGGAUGCAAAUAUGAAUCACCAGAAGUGCCGGCAAAUGAAUGCUCCGGUCCUGAUAAUACUGUGAUGUUUCAUCUUUCAUCCAUCUCAUGUACAUAUGUUCAAGAUGGCGCCAUUGGUUCCUCGGCAGAAUGGGAUGCAAAGACCCGAUAUUGUUUGAAAGAGGAGGCCUCCCGGCUCCAGGAUGAUAAAGAUUCUGGGCUUUGGUGGCUCCACUGUGUCAUUGUCCACUGUGUGCAGAGUGUAGUGAACAGUGAAACAUUGGAGGACACGAUACAGAAAGGCGUCAACUGUCGACAUUGA